UAAUGCAUGUUGUAUUAAAUGUAUUACAGGAGAAAGUUAACGGAAUAGCAUCUAUUUAUAGUAUAUGCUAUGACAAUUUUGCAUUUGUAUUAAAUGUUUUGUACUAAACGUGUUUAUACUUAUGUUUUAGAUAAAUGGAUUCAUUUGUUAGGGACAAACUACAACAGUGGAACCUCUGCAAUUUAAUAGAAACAUUUCAAGAGUCUGAGUCAUCUUUGACUGAACUUCACACAAUGAUUGAGUGGCUAAAGAACAACAGAAGCCCUCACAGCCAGGUCGAGGAGUUAAUGAUACGUACAGCACCUCAUCGUGCUGCGUGGAUUCGAUCCUCUGGCACAAAAACUGUUGAGGAAAUAAACAGAGAAUAUCCCAGACUUUACGAUUUUCCUGGAAUGAUAUCACAGGACUUUGGAGUUUUAUUCCCUGACAAUGCAGACCGCCUUUAUGAGUUUUGGGCUCCUGUCUUCACUGACCGGAUUUUACUUUUUGCAAGAAAAGAACCCAAGGCUGCUGAUGUCCUUCUAGAAAGUCUGGAAACACUGUCAAAUGAUAUUCGUGGUGAAGUUGCCUUUAAAACCCUUCCUGCUGUUCUGCCAUCAUCGCCAUACCGCACAGAUGGGAAAAUGGUCCGUCCAACUUAUGCUGAAAUGAAGUGCAGCUUCAUUGACAUUAAACCAGUUGGAACUAAUAUGGUGCAUUACCUAAUUAGUGAGACAAGCCAGGAUCCACACAUCUUGGUGCUUGGGGACAAAGAGAACUCCUCCCAAGUUUUCAUCAUUUUCAACGGGGAGGCAAUUGAAAAGGAGACCAUACUGCAAGCAGUGGAUGUGUGCUUCAAAAUAUUCUACAUCUAUGACAUUAACUACCCAAAGCCUUCUGCUCCCAUUUGGGAGUUUUUACAGCAUGCUGUCUAUAAUAUUCCUGGAGGAGUUCCUUCAAUACAUUGUCACCUCCUUAAAAGCUUUGUUUUCAAUACUGAUCAUCAGUAGGUCCAGUAGCCAAACACCAUAUUAAGGUGUUUAUAACACAAUGCAUAAAGUGUACACUAUAGCCUUUUUUAAUAAGCAUGUUUAUUUUUUAUUGUAUUAAAUUUGUGUACUGUAUGUAC
Messenger RNA from Rhinichthys klamathensis goyatoka, 1108 nucleotides. RefSeq lists its product as uncharacterized. The record is from RefSeq and is a predicted model, not a curated record. The transcript is spliced from 5 exons. Lineage: Eukaryota; Metazoa; Chordata; Actinopteri; Cypriniformes; Leuciscidae. Bases 135 to 989 code for a protein of 284 amino acids.